This is a messenger RNA of Eruca vesicaria subsp. sativa (arugula), 1291 nucleotides long. NCBI's taxonomy places the organism in Eukaryota, Viridiplantae, Streptophyta, Magnoliopsida, Brassicales, Brassicaceae. The record is from the annotation of a GenBank genome assembly.
AUGGAAAACACAGACGAGCUCGUGUCCAUUGAGCUUCCAGCUCCUCCUUCAUGGAAGAAACUGUUUUAUCCGAAGAGAGCAGGUACACCAAGGAAGACAGAGAUUGUGUUCAUGGCUCCAACGGGUGAAGAGAUCAGCUCACGCAAGCAGCUUGAGCAGUACCUCAAGGCUCAUCCUGGGAAUCCUCUCAGCUCUGAAUUUGAUUGGACUACUGGGGAGACUCCAAGGAGAUCUUCAAGGAUCAGCCAGAAGGUGAAGGCUACAACCCCUACUCCUGACAAGGAACCUCUCUUGAAGAAGAGACGCUCUUCUCUCACUAAGAAGGAUAAUAAAGAGGCUGCUGAGAAGAAUCAACAAGCAGAGGCUGCUGACAAGAACGGACAAACAGAAGAAGAAGUUAAGGAGAACAAAGAGAGUGAAGAGGCUGCGACUGAGAAGGAGAACAAGGAGGAGGAAAAGACUGAGGCUGAAAACAAAGAGGGAGAAGCUGUGUUGGACAAGAAAGAUCCCAUGGAAGUGGAUUCCUCUGAGGUUGAGAAGAAGGCUGAGAAGGAGAACAAAGAGGGAGAAGUUGUGACGGACAAGAAAGAGCCUGUGGAAGUGGCUAGCUCUGAGGUUGAGAAGAAGGCUGAGAGUGGAGGGAUAGCUGAAGAAACUCCCAAAGUUGACACUGAAAUGAAAGAACCACAGGAAGUUGUUACUAAAGGUGAUGGAGAGAAGAAGCUUACAGAGAAUGAGACUGAGAACAAGGGCAGCUUGGGCGCUGAAGCAAACGGAGAAGAGAAUGCGACUUCUGGUAAGCCUAACCUUGAUGCAGAUGCUAAUAAGGGAAAUGAGACCAAAGAAGAGACCAAAGAAGCUGACGAGAACAAGACAGAUGGUGAGCAUAACUUUGAUGCAGACGCAGAAGCUAAUAAGGGGAAUGGGACACAAGAAGCAGCAGCAGCUGUAGCUGAGGAGAAAAGUGAUGACGUGAAGGCGGGAGAUACAAAGAGAGGCUUAGAGGCGAAUCAAGUCCAACAGCAGCAGGGUGCUGCAGCGUCCGUGAGCUGUUAAAAACCUAUCGUUCUGUAUAGAGCGUGGAGAGUCUGUUGUUUAGUAUGAUUCAGAUGUAGCAUUAACAUUAUGAGUUGUUGUUGUACGUGCUGGUAGAACUGAUGUGUUCAUUAUCAUUUAGACUCUUGAACUUUUCUACUGUUGUUCUAUAUUGUACUUUUGGUAUGUUGUUAAUGUUAUUUAGUCUGUUUCUGUUCUCAUAGUAUUUGGUUGGAAGCAAAGUGCGAAAGCGAGA